ACCCCCCCUCCCUCGAAUCUCCCGAUCCCAGAAGAAAACUCGACUGAAACCACGACUCGGGAAGAAAAGUCCUAUUAUUACGAGAUCGUCGAGGAGGAUACGAAAACCGAGCGGCGUCCCAGCUCCGUGAAAUCGAAAAGUCUCGCCUGGCCACCCCGUAAACCGAUCGAGGAUACCACCUAUCCGACCGCGAGUCCUUUGUACAUCGACCCGAAUCCGGCCCUCGAUCGAGGUAGCAGGCAGGCGGUGAGGGAGAAGAAGGCUUGCAUCGAGGCCUGCGAGAGAGCUCUGACGAGGAAGAGGGGCGAGAGCACGGAUCGCGAGGUGGAGAGAGCCAUGGAUCGGGUCAGUUGUCCGGGGCCAACUUACAGAAGGGUCGAGCUGGUCCACGAGACGAGUGCGGGAAGGCAGUCGAGAGGCGAGAUAACGACGUCGAGUCGGCCUAGCUCGACCGACUCGAGCGUUAGGAGAUCGUUGACACCGACCAGGAUCGUUCAACCGGUGCCGAAACCUUGGACCGCCACCGUGACGACCGGCGCCAAUCUAUACGAGCAGAGUUACGGGAUCGAGCCGGCGAAAGUGUGCAAGAAAUACCAUCAGAAGGAGAUAUGCCAGAGGGAGCGUAUAUGCGAGAGGAGUCAACCAUUCCGGGAGGAGCAUCGCUCCUAUCGGUCCGAGAUUUGCAGACGGGAGCACACCGUUUGCGAGAAGCCACCGUUGCCCGUCCAACACGUUGCGAGGCAAGAGGAGGCGAGGGAGGAGAUCACGGAGAUCGACAAGGAGGUGACCGAUUUGAGGCCGGCGGACGAGAUCGAGGAGGAAGGCGCGGGGAUCAAGGGGGAGCACGACUUCGUGACGGAGACGUCGGAGGAGGACGUGGAUGGGAUGCACGUGAAGAAGAAAAUGACGUUCGAGAAGACUGUCGAGAGAAUCCCGUCUCCCGCGCGCCCCAUCCCCUCCCCUUCCCCCACGGCCGUGGAGGAAGAAAGAAGGGAGGAGGAGAAGGAGGAGAGGGAGGAGGCGGUGGAGGAGAGGGUGGAGGAGACGGUGGAAAAGUCGGAGGAGAUCUACGAGAGGAAAACGUCGACCCACGUGGACAGGCAAGUGGAGGAGACGGAGGAGAAGACGGUGGUCGAAUCCGCGGAGGUGGUCACCUCUGCCGUGGACGUGCAACAGUUGGUGGAGAAAGCGAAGCGGGAGGAGGAGGAGAGGACGGAGGAGGAGGAGGAGGAAAGGCGGAAGGUGGAGGAGGAGGAGCGGAGAAGGAGGCAAAAGGAGGCGGAGGAGGAGGAGGAACGAAGGAGACGCGAGGAGGAGGAGCGUAGGAGACGGGAGGAAGAGGAGGAGCGGAGCAGGCACGUGACCUUCGAAGAGGAGGCGGAAGAAGUGGAGGAGGUUCGGGAACAACCUCUGGGAAGGACGGUGGUCCGCGAGGAGAGGGUGACGGAGGAGGAAAGCGACACCCCCGGGAAGAAGAAACUGGUGAAAGAGACUUACGAGGAGAUCACGGAAGAGGUGUUGGUCCAAGAACGCGUGAGAAGGAAGGGAACGAUCGAGGAGGAUCGGAAGAAGAGCCUGAGGGAACAGGUGCAGGUCCAUCAGAGUUUGAGGGAUCAACAAGCGCCCAAGGAUCGACGCGUGUGCUCCAAGUAUCCCCCGGCGCAGGAAAUCAUGGAGACCAAUAAAAAACGCGUCCAAUUCGUGAAGCAGACCGACACGGGCCCGAAACCGAUACCGCAUUCCGCCCUUCAGAACUCCACUCCGAAAGAGUGGAAAUCCGAGAUGGUGAACGCAUUGACGACCGCGCCCGACCGCCCUUACACGCCUCUCAGCACGUCUUCGAGCGUGAAAGAAGUGUACACGGAAGAGACGAUAUAUUUGGAUCACAGGUGUCGGCCUAAACCACCGCUGAAGGAGGAACUCCGGCCGAUCUCCCCGUUUCAGGAGGCGCUCAUGAUCGCGCCGGAGCGGCCGUACACGCCCCUCAGUCGCGAGAUCGGGCCGGACGAUCAGAAAAUCGCGAGCCGUUCCCAGACUCCCGUGCUUCAAGGGGGCGCCCAUUGCCCCCCCUCCGAUAUCCUGUUCGGCGAGGGGAAAAUCCGCGCGGAGCCGCCUCCCAAACCGUCCACCCCCCGACCAUUGCCCACUCCACCGCCGGAUUAUCGGCUGAGGGACUCUUCCCCCGUGAGAUCGAGGCCGCAGACACCGUGCAGCAAAGCUAUAACGGCCACGUUGAAGAAGCCCGACACUAUCCCCUCUUAUCAGAAAUAUUUAGUGGCAACGAGGAAAGGCGCGGUGGAGAGUCACACGUACCAACCGAGUAGAACACCCACCCCGACACCCGGAAGAUCCAAGUCGCCUGCUCAAGGUCCGCCGGAGCCACCCUCCUGCUUCGUCAAGGCCCACGCGCCGAGAAUCAGGGACGAUCCUCCGCCUAAGCGAAGCGCCAUACACUUCCCCACCAAGAAAAGCGUUUCUUACAAAAUAGACGAGGACACGGAUGACGGGCACAGGCACGCCGAGUACGUGGCGAGCAAGACGGUGGAUUUCGACGAGAAACGAACCGACGACCCGGGUCAAGAACCCACGGAUGCGGUCCACGCUCAAUAUCAGGAGAAACGGUACAUGACCAGCAAGGAAACGCACGAGCAAAAGCAGUCGGUGACGAAGAAAUCGCUCGAAGUCACCGAAGACUUCGAGAGAUGCGAGAAAAGAGUCCCAGCUCGACCAUUGCCAGAGCCACGGGAGAGACCGCCUAAACCGUCCGUCUGCGCCAUCGGUAGAACGAGCCCCUCUAAACCCUCCUUGCCUUGCCCCAUGGAAACGACCCCCUCUCCUCAACCGGUGUACAGCAGCUCGACGGAGGUGCGUCACGUUAGUUAUGCAACUCCACCGAGAUCGAAACCGUGCCCCGACACCGGCGUAACGGUGUUGCCGUGCAAAGCGCACUCCGACCAAGGCACGAAAGCGGGGGUGGUGGUGGUUCCUUGCGAAGGGCCGAUCCCUUGCUGCGAAAAAUCAGGGGUGUGCGUGGUCCCAACCUCGGACCGGUCGGGAGUGUGCGUCUCUCCCUGCCUCGGGACGAAAAGCUCGGGGAUCUGCGGCCAACCGUCCGGCCGUUGCGGCAAAGAAGAGCCAGCCUGCGACAUCGAGAUCCCUCCCAAUUGCCCGGAAUCCGGAAUCUGCGUAUCGCCGUGCCCCGAUGGAUCGGUUUGCGUGGCUCCUUGCACCAAGCCCGGCCUACCUCCCUCGAGGGCCAAACUUCCCUUCCCUCAGAUACCUUUCCCCUACGAGGACGCCCCCCCACCUUGCUCUCAAAGUAGGAACUCCUUCGAGCCUAUUCACAAGCCUCGCACUAAUUUGAGCGGGCAGCUAGCGCGGCUUACUUGCAAAACCGGCAGAACCGGCCACAACGUUCCCACCGUGCAAUUGUACAAGCCCGAAGCUCAACAACAAUGCCAAAAAGCUCGAAGCUGCAGCGAGACUAAGAGCUAUUGCUGUAAAAGCUAUUCUUCCUCCACCGAAACCCGUUGUCAAUCGAAUGGUCAAUGCUCGACCAGUUGCCAAUCCACCAGAGAUCAAUGUCAGACCCAAAAUUACUGUCAGGACGGUAUCCAUUGUGAACCCUCUAGUAAUACCCAAAGUUUAGUAGACCCACCAAAUUUGUCAUCCCACCCGGAUCUAGGUACCGGAGUCGGUGGCCUCGGUGGUGCCGGGUCCAAGAGCGGAACUUUCGCUGGUAGCAGCGCGCCAAAGCGAGGAAGGGGGAUCCUGAACCAAGCAACUGGACCGGGAUCACGAUUGCCCCUCUGCGCCCAUUGCAACUCUUACGUCAGGUACUCCCCCUUUGCUGUGCUAGGUGUGCCGAUUGUUGUUGUAUUUUUUUUUUUUUUUUCUCAAUGUUUGCCGCACUCUCCUUCUUAUCUUUACCUUCGUCCUCCAUCAUCGAACGACGAUGAUUUUUUGAAUAGCUUUUUUUUUUUUUACCUCGUUGUUCGUUCCGUCAACGUACGUACGCUUGGGGAAGGGGAGUCU
Molecule: messenger RNA, 4035 nt
Organism: Apis florea (little honeybee)
Lineage: Eukaryota; Metazoa; Arthropoda; Insecta; Hymenoptera; Apidae
Product: PDZ and LIM domain protein 5
Biological process (GO): muscle structure development; heart development; actin cytoskeleton organization
Cellular component (GO): filamentous actin; stress fiber; adherens junction
Molecular function (GO): actin binding; muscle alpha-actinin binding
Source: RefSeq, a predicted model, not a curated record